This is a messenger RNA of Paramecium pentaurelia, 1183 nucleotides long. The record is from the annotation of a GenBank genome assembly. Lineage: Eukaryota; Ciliophora; Oligohymenophorea; Peniculida; Parameciidae.
AUGGCAAAUACUUUUUUUAGUUAUUAUUAUUAAUUUAAUUAAUUUCAUAUCAGAAUGAAACAGAAUUUGGGAUUCUUGAAAAAUAAAACUCAUACUCUAAACUCUUAUAAAGAAAAUCUAAGAUUGAAAACUAAUAAAUUUAAAGGUCUUAAUCAAUCUAACCCAUUAAGUAAUUUUUUUAAAUUGAUAUUCAUAAGAACAAAACUCUUUAUUACAAAAUUCUUAAAAUAACUCUGCAGUAUCUACAGAUGCCAAUAUUUCAAUAGAAUUGUAAUCAUCCACCUUUGGACUUUCAGCUGAAUGGGCCUAGGACUAUUAUCACACAAUCGAAAAUAUAAGACAAAUUAAGGAAUUAAGUACUAGAUAUUAUUAUUUUAUAUUAGUUAAAGAAUUAUAAAUUUUGGGUAUUAAAAGAAUUAAGAUGUAAUUUGAUGAUACUAGUCGUAUCGAAAAAUUAAUUUAUGAAAAAAACUAAAUAGCUACAACAGUAAAUUUUUAUUAUAUCUUUAAGAAAAUUCUUGAAUGUGAAAAGAACACUUAAAAGAUUUAAAAGUAUCAAAGCCCAUUAGAAUCUCAUAGUGAAAAAAGAAGUAAAAAUACAAUAUUAUCAUUUAAGUAAGAGAAAAUAUCUCCAUUGCUUUAUCUUAAUAAAUAUCAGAAACAGCAGGUCUCUUGAGAAAUUAAUAGAAAAGAAUGGUAACCAUGAUAAAAUGCAUAUCCAUAGAUCAAAAUAGUAAGUGUUAUUAAUUAUUUUAUAGAACAUUUUUUAAAUAAAAAAGAGGAAAAAUAAAUAGAAUUUAAGGAGAAUAAUAAUUUAACUUUAUAAGAAGAAGAGCUUUAUGAUUAAAUUCAAUAAGAUAAGUAUAUAACUAUUAAUAAUGAAAAUAGUGAUUAAGAGAUAAAUAAAUUAGUUUAGAUGAUUAAUGAGUUAGCUUAAGUUUUCUAAUCUCUGAAUUAACUAGUUUUAGAUCAAGGUCAUCUUUUGGAUAGGAUUGAUUAAAAUAUAGAUUAAGCAUAUAAAAAUAUAAAAAAGGCUAAUUGCGAACUAAAGAAUGUAAUAUUUAAAAGUCUAUCUUAGAGUGAAGAAUCUCAAAAUUCUCCAUUAGCAAAUAAAUGUAUAAAUACAUUAAUAGUGUCUAUUUUUAUUUGUUGUUUACUGUUAGUAAUUAAAUAUUCAAGUUGA